ACGCAAGCCCGUGCCACCGGCCGCUCCAUCCAUGCCAUCAACCCUAUCAUGUCUGGAAUCGCCCACUUGAGAUGCGAAUCCACGGCCACGCCGCGGGAAGGCCGAUAAGAGUUUGAUACGCAUAUUUUACUUCGCCAACGGUGUUUGCGCUUGGGGUUGCUUCACGGCUCCGGCUGGAAGACCCAGGCGCAUGAUCCGAGAAAAGAGGGCACCAUUUUCUCCCCUUGCUCCGCUUCUUUCUCCUGUCUCCACCCGUUUUGCCCAGAUAGAACCGUCUCCCACUUUCCCUUCUUGUUUUACCCUUUCAAAGGCUUCGGUAACGACCACACACCAAAAACCGCCAAUUUUACUUGAUACCUUUCUUCUUCCACCCUCCUACUCCACAGCUAUUUCUAUCAACUUUCUCACCCAAGUAAUCCUCUCCAGAAGUCAUCUUAAAAGACUUGCUCUCUGUUGAUCUUCUUCCUAGGCCGUAUUCUUAUUAGUGUUCAAUCCAUGGUGCGAGGAUCAAAGCCUGUGACCUUGAAGCACAGUCUAUACUCUGUCAUGAUCUUGUCUCUUUUUAGUUUUUAAAAAUCAACAUGGGGGCAAGUUUCAUAUGAAUUUCUGUGACACUAGAUUCUUGAUGCUGGAUCCACUGUCUUCACAGAAUGUCCUUAGCUGCUAUUUGGUCGGGAAAUUUUCAUCAAAUAAGGAACAGUCUUGGGAGCAAUUGUUGUUUUAAAUUGUUUAGGCUUCAUACUGAAUUUAUUCCUGGAAAGGUGCUUGAUGCCGGAAGAUGCAACCCACGAUCUUUCACGACAAGAUCAGAAGGGAGGAAUUGGAAAUCGCAGGGCAGUAAAUCAAGCAGCAUCAAUCUGAAACUUCAUGAUGGAACUGUCGGAUCAUCAACAAAUAUUAAUACAAGCCAAUCGCAGCUUCAUGAAUUUAAAGCCAUUCAGUGUUAUGAUCUCCAAGAAAAGAUUGCUGACAACAAAGUCAUCAUUGACCGGCCUGCAACCAUUCUUGUGUUUGAUAUUGAGACUACUGGAUUCAGCCGCCGAGAUGGAAGAAUUAUUGAGUUUGCACUUCGUGAUCUCAUAGGGGGAAAGAAUAGUACAUUCCAAACCCUUGUAAAUCCUGAAAAAGUUGUACUGAACACAGAUGUUCAUGGCAUUAGCUCUUGCAUGGUCAACAGGCCUGAUGUCCCAAGGUUUAGGGAAUUGGUUCCAAUCCUACUGCAAUAUGUUAGGAGCCGCCAAAUGGCUGGCAAACCAGUUCUAUGGGUUGCUCACAAUGGGCGCCGGUUUGAUGUACCUUUCGUUAUCAAUGAAUUCCAACGUUGUUCUGAGGAUGUUCCUGCAGAUUGGCUGUUCGUGGACACACUUCCUCUUGCACGCCAACUAGUCAAGCCAGAUGGAUCAAAGCUGACCUCUUUGUCACUGAAGGCACUACGUGAGCACUACGACAUCCCUUUAGUUGGGCCUGCACACAGAGCAAUGCAGGAUGUGACAACGUUAUGUUACGUACUCCAGAGAAUUACUUUCGAUCUGAAGCUGACUGUUCCAGAGCUCAUGGAUAGAGCUUUCCCGGCUUCGAACGUUAACAAGGUCCCUCCGUGACAAGUCCAGCUGAAGUUCUCCAGCUUAAAAUUAAGUGUAAAAGCCAAAAAUCUCAUUCAUGUCCCAAGUGAUCAUUAAGCAUUGCUGUAUCACGCUGUUUAUUCUUGUCGGCAUACUAUUUAAUUUGUAUUGGACUGUAAAGUCUGAAUAAAGUUCAGUAAUCUACCGUCUUCUCUGAAAUGUUCAACUAAA
Elaeis guineensis (African oil palm) is the source of this 1793-nucleotide messenger RNA. RefSeq names its product exonuclease DPD1, chloroplastic/mitochondrial. The record is from RefSeq and is a predicted model, not a curated record. Gene Ontology annotation, molecular function: 3'-5'-DNA exonuclease activity; nucleic acid binding. Gene Ontology annotation, cellular component: cytoplasm. Gene Ontology annotation, biological process: DNA catabolic process. Lineage: Eukaryota; Viridiplantae; Streptophyta; Magnoliopsida; Arecales; Arecaceae.